Aspergillus ibericus CBS 121593 is the source of this 3932-nucleotide messenger RNA. Its product is annotated as putative SNF2 family helicase/ATPase. The transcript is spliced from 3 exons. The record is from RefSeq and is a predicted model, not a curated record. Gene Ontology annotation, molecular function: ATP-dependent chromatin remodeler activity; ATP binding. Gene Ontology annotation, cellular component: cytoplasm. Bases 263 to 3634 code for a protein of 1123 amino acids. Lineage: Eukaryota; Fungi; Ascomycota; Eurotiomycetes; Eurotiales; Aspergillaceae.
GUCAACACGCCCAAAGCCCCUCCCACUACUCCGGAUUUUGUCUCCCCUAGCCCCCUUUGCAACACAAUGGCCUAAAAAUUGAAAAGACUUCCUACCCUCAUCUCGCCGACAUCAAGAUAGACUCGAUUCCUUAUGCAAGCUCAAUAUUGACUCAAGAUUAUCCCAUUCUCGGCCUAUCAGAAACCCCCGCAGCUCCCCAGAGAACACGAUUCGAUAGACCCCGCCUUAAAAGAUCAUCGGGGAAGCCUUGCAUUAAUACAUCAUGGCUAAAGAAAGCGACGUCCCUGCGGACCCUUUUACGCCUCGCAGGCCGCAAGAUCAGCCUCGUCGUCCUAUGUCCCACCACCCUGAGUUCGGCAAGCCGUCACCCAUUCGCCCAGUGCACCAUCAGAGUCACCAUCCUAGCAACCCUUUCAAUGUGCCUAGACCGAACCAGUCCCGUCCAGAGCAUCAUAGGCCUCAGCCACGGCCUCAGAACGCUGCUCACCAUGGUGCCUCCCAUUACCGUCCACCUACUACACCAGGUCCUGCCGGCAUAUCAACUCCCAGAAGAGAUGCAUUUGACCCAUUCAAGCCAGUUAGACCCUCCGCGUACAACAACAACCGUUUCUCCCGUCCAGUCAAUGAUGAAGCCGUGGAAAUUCGGCGUCCCGAGAAUUUCACCUUCAACACACCCCGAGCUCCCAAGACAUUCUUCGCAUCGAAGCCCUCUGCCAUUAAGAUGACGAACGCGUCGAAAAAUUUACAGAAUUUUGUGGAUCUGACUGGCGAGGGUGGUUUCACACCAAGUGUGCGGUCUCGUAACACGGGCUUUGGCUCGAUGGAUGUGAACGGCUAUGUCGACACGGCCAAGGCAAAUGAGAAUAUCAAGGCUCUCUUGGAGGGAGCCUUUGAGGAAGAGGAUGAGAAGCAACCCAAAUCGAAGAGCAAGAAGAAGAAGAGCAAGAAGGAUAAGAAGAAGAAAAAGGAAAAGAAGCAGAAGCAGGCGGAUGCGGAUAUUGAUGAUCUGGCUGCGCAACUAGGAAGCGUGACCGUGCAGGAGCCCAAGACUGCCGACGAAAGCGCGGAGGAGUCAGAUGUCGAGUCCGUCAAGUCCCCUGUGAAAGAGACUGUCAAAGAAGUUGUGGAUGUUAAGGAGGUCACGAAGGAGGAAGACGUCAGUGAAGCCGAAUCAGAGAAUGAGGAGGACGAUGAAGAAGAUGAGGAGGAAGAGGAAGAAGAUGAUGGAACAGUGGAAGGCUUGAAGGUGAAACUACUGCCUCACCAGCGGGAGGGUGUCAAUUGGAUGUGCGACAAGGAGACAGGUCGGAAGAGGACCAAGGGAGUGCUUCCCAAGGGCGGCAUAUUGGCAGACGACAUGGGUCUUGGAAAGACCGUUCAAGCUAUUGCUCUGAUGCUCUCCAACAGAAAACCCGCCGAUGGACUGAGGAGACCUUUAUCCGACGACGAGGAUGAGGACAGCGGCGAGGAAGAAGAGGACACUCGCAAACUCCCGCCCGGUUUGAGCAAGUCAACUUUGGUUGUCGCUCCCCUGGCGCUUAUCAAGCAGUGGGAGUCAGAAAUCAUGUCCAAGGUUGAAUCUUCUCAUAGGAUGCGCGUUUUGGUAUACCACGGCAAUGCACGGGCCAAAGCGACAGAUAAUCUGGAGGACUAUGAUGUGGUCAUUACCACGUACGGUACCUUGACUUCGGAACAUGGUGCUGUGGAUAAGAACAAGAAGAAAUCCGGCAUCUUCUCUGUCUAUUGGUAUCGAAUUAUCCUCGAUGAAGCGCACACCAUCAAGAACCGGAAUGCGAAAGCAACGCAGGCUUCCUGCGCUUUGAAUGCAGAGUACCGCUGGUGUCUUUCGGGAACGCCUAUGCAGAACAACCUGGACGAACUGCAAAGCUUGAUUAAAUUCCUCCGGAUCAAGCCGUUCAACGACUUGGCGGCCUGGAAGGAACAAAUCAUGAAGCCUAUAGCGAACGGCCGCGGAGGCCUCGCUAUCGAGCGUCUGCAGGUCUACUUGAAGGUCUUCAUGAAGCGCCGAACCAAGGACGUCUUGAAACAGAAUGCCAACCUCAAGCCCGGUGAGGACGGGAAAGAGAAGAAAUCAUCUGGCUUCCAGAUUGUCAAGCGAGAGGUUAUCAAGGUAGAAGCGGAUUUUAUGCCGGGAGAGAUGAACUUCUACCAACGCCUAGAGCAGCGCACGGAAAACAGUCUUGAGAAAAUGAUGGGUGGUGAAAAGGUCGACUACGCUGGGGCUUUGGUCCUGCUGCUGCGCCUUCGGCAAUCUUGCAAUCACCCGGAUUUGGUUAAGAGCGAUCUCGCCAAGGACAAGGACAUUCUUUUGCAAGGUGCACCCUCUAGCAGUCAGCAAGCGUCUGCUAAGAACGAUGAACUGGACAGUAUGGCGGACCUUUUCGGGGCGCUUAGUGUUGUCUCCAAGAAAUGCGACAUCUGCCAAAUGGCGCUCAGCAAAGAGGAAGUGUCUGGUGGCAAUAGCCGGUGUAAAGAAUGCGAAACUGCGUUGGAUACGGACUUGACGAAUACCGGCAGCAAGAAGAAGAAGGACGAUCAGAAGGUGUAUAUUGAUCUGACGGAGUCGCCCUCAACCCGCCGCUCAGAGGCACAGGUUGUCCGGUCCCGGAGGAACCGAAGAGUAGUCAUGGACAGUGACGACGAGGAUGAGGAGGAUGGCGAGUGGCUCGUCCCAGAAGAUCAACGCGGAAAGUCGAGUCUUGGAACAGCUGGUGGCACUGAUGAUGAAGACGCAGAGGGCGGUGGUGAAUGGAUCAAUUCGAGUGAUUCUGACACUGACUCUGAUGAUGAAGGACCUGAGUCGCCCUCUCGCAAGCCAACGAGCAUCAGGAGCCGAGGCCGCGAAGUGGAGUCUGAUGAUGACGAUAUCUACUUGAACCCUGGGGACGAUGAGGAUGCGGUCUUGCCGUCAACGAAAAUCCGGCACCUGAUGAAGAUCCUUAGGCGCGAGUCGUCGGAUUAUAAGUUCAUCGUCUUCUCGGUCUUUACGUCAAUGCUCGACAAGAUCGAACCGUUCUUGAAGCGCGCAGGAAUCGGAUACGCUAGAUAUGAUGGAGGCAUGCGGAAUGACCUCAGAGAGGCCAGUCUCAACAAGCUUCGGAACAACAGUGGCACGAGGGUCCUUCUCUGCAGUUUGCGUGCUGGUGCAUUGGGACUGAACUUGACUGCAGCAAGUCGGGUAGUCAUCCUAGAGCCAUUCUGGAAUCCUUUCGUCGAAGAGCAGGCCAUUGACCGAGUGCAUCGGCUCAAUCAGACGGUCGACGUCAAGAUCUACAAGAUGAUCAUCAAGGGCACCGUCGAGGAGCGUAUUCUCGACCUGCAAGAUCGCAAGCGGGAGCUGGCCAACGUGACCAUCGAGGGCAAGACCGCAGCGGCCAAGCUGACGAUGAAGGACAUGAUGGCUCUCUUUGGCAAGGAUGCAGAAGCACGCUACACAGGUGAUCGCAACCUUGACCUCGCCCAGACGACCAAGCUGUUGAGUUCCGGCACUGAUAGCCCGAGCUCUCCGUACCCCAGCGAGACUCGGGAAUCUUCAGCCCCUCGUGACCGAAACCGUCAGCAGGUGAAACGUUCGUCUCGCGAUGAAGACUCGGUGUAUGGAAGACGGUGGUAGCAUUGAAGACUGAUAACAUGGAAGACGGUGGUAAGCAUGGAAUACUGGUGUGCAUGGUGUGAUUUGGGGGAUGAGUGCAAUUGGGCGUUGGGAUGCGAAAGGACGGUCAAACCUUGGUUACUACAUCGUUCUAAUUUCGGGUUUUCUUUUCUUUUCCCAAUUCUUUUCUCACGAUGAGAACAUUUCGGGCGUUUAUCUGAUAUGAUCAUUUACCGGUCUACGAUUUGGUUACUGGCAGGUUGAAUGAACUGUUAUGCGUAUACAAAUAUCCAAUUGAACUUGACUCAUAUCUUUCAUU